Molecule: messenger RNA, 1138 nt
Organism: Neurospora crassa OR74A
Lineage: Eukaryota; Fungi; Ascomycota; Sordariomycetes; Sordariales; Sordariaceae
Exons: 1
Coding region: 124-654 (176 amino acids)
Source: RefSeq, a predicted model, not a curated record
CGAUCGUCUCAAGCUCAAAACUUGGAUCACCACUCACUCUCUCACAUUGAUCGUCAACAAACCAACAAGAAGCAAGCCACAUCGCAAGACUACCUCACUCUUCUGUCUUCUCAUUUCGUCAAGAUGCUCCUCAAGACAUUCAUCGCCCUCCUUCCGGGCUUUGCUGCUCUGGUCAGCGCUGCUCCCACCCUCGGCGCGUUCAAGCAUGACCCUGACAACAACGGCACCCACGUUUUCAACAGCGAUGGCUUGCCCCACAUGUUGUUCCACGACUGCAAAGGCGAUAAAUACGUGACCAAGACUACUGCCGCCUCCCCGCUCGUCGAUGACUGCCGCUACAUCGCGGACGUGAUCAUCCCCGACUUUGACCACACCCCCAUCUGCUGGUCCUGGCACGACACCAUUCCCAGAGAGAUUCUCAGCCACGGCACCUGCGCUGUCAACAUUGCCAGCAAGUACGACGCACAGCCGAAUGGUGUCUUGAUCGAUCUGUGCAACAAGGACAUUCAGGACUUCAUCCACUACUCGAUUGACAACUUCAGCUGGACCACGCCCGAUGGCCGUCUCGUUGUCGGCGCCGAGGGCUACGCCAAUUGCCCUAGCGACUUUCCUGGCCGCUGGGCCGCCGCCAUUUACGGUCUUUACCACACCUAAGCUGAGUUGGAGCCAAGUCAUCGCUGAGCAAAAGCUGCAGGCAGCACAUUACCAACGGUUUACCACGAUACACUGAGCGUCUGCUGGCAGCACCGCAGCCUGAUUUCACUGGCGUCGGAGUUCAUUUCUGGGGCGGCGGGAUCUUGUACGGAGGGCUUCCUCUCACUUUUCUUUGCAUGGACAGAUAGUAUGGGGCACAUAUCAUGCUUGGGUUGUUCAACAAACAUAGGUUGCGUAUGGCAUAUGUUGACAUUUGAGAACGGGUUUUCUACACUGGAUGCAUAUGCCAGCUGGGUAUAAUGACGGGCGAUAGGGCACUUCAAAUUAAUCUGAGAUUGGUUUGAACAAGUAGUCAGUGUAUCUUGCGCUUGUGCAUUGGUACCUGACAGGUGGUAGUAGGAGAUCAAAGUCUCAUGGAGGUUACACUCUUGGACGGGCUUCCAUUCAUCACACAUAGUUUCAAUCAAGUUUUUUGCCCUCCCCC